AUGCCCAGAGUCAGGGAGGACGCUGCGAGCUCCUGGGUGGCAGAGGAGCCCAGUCUGGCCCGGGCUGUGGUCCGAAGCACUGGGUGCUUCACGCUGGGCCUGAUCCUGGCCACUGCCUACGGGCUCCUGGAGCUGCUGGUGGAGGGGCUGAGCCCCUGGGGCUGCCUAGUGGGCACCCUCACUGUGGGCGCCUUCCUCAGCCUGGGCUUGGGCUUCUCCCGCCAGGUCCGCGCCACUGUGUUCCUGCUGCUGCCCCAGGCCUUCUCCAGGCAGGGCCGGAUGCUGCUGCUGGUGGCCGCGUUUGGCUUGGUGCUGCAGGGGCCUUGUGCCAACACACUGCGGAACUUCACCCAGGCCAGCGAGGCUGUGGACUGUGGGGCAGAGCUGGCCCUGAACCAGACUGCUGAGAUGCUAGAGAGGGCCCGGCAGCCCCUCGUCAGUGCCCUGCACAAGAUUAAAGCGAUUGCCCAGAGGGCCAAAGUGGUGGCUGACCGGGUGCGCAAGUUCUUUCGGGCCAUCAUGGACGGCGUGAAGCACGUGGCCAGGGCCCUGCGCAAUGUGUGGUACUGGCUGCUGCACAUCGGCGACGUGUGCAACGCAGAGCUGGGCAACCCAUAUUCCAAGUGUGCACGGGUCUUCGACAACGCCAAGGACAAGUGCGUGACAGUCAUUCCCCGCGCCUACCACCUGUGCUACACACUCAUGCCGUUCAAGCUUGUGCUCUGCGGACUUGCCAGCCUGGUCCAGGUGUUCUGCGUCAUCCCUGAGUACAUCCAGCCCUUCUUGCGCAAGACCAUCGGCACCCCUGUGAUGGAGCUGAUUAACCGGGUGCGCAGGGAGUUUGAGUUCAACAUGACAGCCACGCACUACUUCUCCGUGGACCUCAAUGCCUCGCGGAGCCUGUCGCAGGUGGCCUUGGACUUGCAGGAGGCUGUCAGCCUGAAGCUCUACCAUAUCCGGGAGGUGCUGGCGCUGAUGGGCUACACUAUGCCUCUGCUGAUCACGCUUCUGUACCUCCAGGCCCUGUUUUAUCGGUACUGUUACCUGAACUGGGACGAUUUUGACAACGUCUACAUCACCAAGCGAUUCCUGCACAUGGAGGCUGUCCGCUCCCUAGCGGGGCUGCCCACGGUGCUGCCACUCAGUGCCCAUGAGGCUGGACGCUACAUCCAGCCUGGUUCCAUCUUCCUGUCCCGAUGGGAGCAGGUGUUCUACAUCCUGGACACCUUCAACCUCAUGCGCCACCUCCUCCUGGUCCUGCUCCUGGUCUUCCUGGACUAUUCCGUCUUCUGGGUGCUUGACCUGGCCCGGUACCAACUGCAGGGAGAGGUCGUGGCCCGCAGCCCCGUGUUAGUGUCCAUAACCGUGGAGGGAGUUGGCUACACUGGGACUAUCUACCGUGACCUGGUGUCGGCAUUCGAUGUCCUACAACAAGGCAACAUCAGCAUCUUGUCCCGCCGCUGCCUCCUGCAUCCCUCGGAGCCUGACACCACUGGUUAUAUAGCCAUCGGCGCUAUGUACGGCCUGUGCUUCUUCGUCACGCUGUGUGGCCACUACGUCAGUCGGCUGCGGCGGCUCAUCUGUGCCUCCUACUACCCAUCCCGGGAGCAGGAGAGGAUUAUCUACCUCUACAACGUACUUCUGAGUCGCCGGACCAGCCUGUUGGAUGCCCUGCACCGCACAGUGAGGCGGCGUGCGGCUGACCACGGCCAUGGCAGCGUCCUCCAAGUGCUGGCCAGCUGGUGCCCCUGCCUGAGCCCGAUUGCCAACCACUACCGGCGGCGCCAGGCCUACUGCCUGGGCUGCGGACAGUCCCAGGACGAUGGGGACAUGGAGAACUUUGUGUCCUGUAGCACCCCAGGCUGCCGCGGCCUCUACUGCCCUACCUGCUUCCGCCUCCUGGACAACACCUGCUCCGUGUGCACGGCUCCCCUCUCCUACCAGGGGGACCUGGAGCUGGAGCUGGACUCCAGUGACGAGGAAGGCCCCCGGCUCUGGCUGGCUGCUGCUGGGAGGAAAGACCCCGAGGAGGAGCGGCGGCUGCGGCAGCAGCUCCAGGAAGUGCUUGGCGGGGAGUCCAGCUCCGAGUCCAGUGACCUGGACGAGGAGCAGGGACCUCGGCAGAGGCGGCACAGGCAGCAGCCCCUGCCUGAAGGCUACCAGUCUGUCGGCAUCCCCAUGGUGCCUGAGCCCUACAGACCACCCCCCAAACCCUCUGCCCUCAAGGCAGCCCCCUCCGCAGCUUCAGAACCCCCAGUCCCUCUAGCUCCCCCUCCCACUCCUCCUGAUCCCUCCCACCCACCCCUAAAAUGA
Molecule: messenger RNA, 2313 nt
Organism: Lepus europaeus (European hare)
Lineage: Eukaryota; Metazoa; Chordata; Mammalia; Lagomorpha; Leporidae
Gene: DCST2
Product: DC-STAMP domain containing 2
Cellular component (GO): membrane
Source: RefSeq, a predicted model, not a curated record